GAAGGUUGUAGAGUGAAAAAGUUUCUGUUUUUCUUUAUUGUGGAAAAAAUGUGAACACAAAUUAUACCUAUCUACGCACAAUGUCUAUCGCGUUAAAAUAUAGUGCCAUAAAACAGGCGAUAACACCCAAAAGUGAUUUCAAUCGGUAUCUGCUCGCCUUCGUGACGUUGGUGAUUCUGUUUACACUUUGGUUGGGCCGUGGCUCGGUUUCGGAGGCGGACAGCGAGCGCCUGUCGCUGGACCUUGUCGACAUCCCGCAGGUCGUACUGGACAAGGAUGCCGAACUGGCACGGGCCCGGAACCGGAACUGCUCCUACUGGGACUGUUUCAACGUGUACCGCUGCGGUCAGCGAGCGGUUGGUGGCGGCAGUCACCGAGGGGCCAGUGGUGGUUUGUGGGCGGAAGAACAACAAGAGCGGAUAUCGAUUUAUGUUUAUCCGCUGAAGGAAUAUGUCGAUGGCGAUUCGGGCGGGCAAGCAUUUCAGCUUACGAAGGAAUUCUACGGAAUACUGAAAACGAUUGUUAACAGUCCGUACUAUACGCCCAAUCCGAACGAAGCUUGUCUGUUUAUGCCCACGCUGGAUACGCUCAACCAAAAUCGGAUCGAUGUUAAUCUGGUUGGAAAGGCACUGGCUUCUUUGCCAUAUUGGGAGAAUGGAGAGAAUCAUAUCCUGUUCAACUUUAUUGCCGGGUCAACUCCCGAUUACAACACAGUUUUGGAUGUCAACACUGACCGGGCGAUGAUUCUGGGUUCUGGUUUUGAUAGCUGGACCUAUCGGCCUGGGUUCGAUUUGGCUAUGCCAAUGUAUAGCUCGAUACUCGAUCAUUAUCAACCAAACAAUGACGCGAAUAGCGAGAGAAAGUUUCUACUCGUAUCAUCUCAGCUGAAUAUUUUCCAGCGACAGUAUCGUAUUAUGCAAGAACUGACCUACGAUUAUCCGCAUGACAUUCUUUUGCUGCAGCGAUGUCCUACGUCGACGGUCAAAGUGGAGGAUAGUUUCGAGUCUUCGCGAAACUCCAUGGAAAAUUCUAUGGGAACGGAAGAACUACUGAAAACCAUCAAAGACAUACGCUGCAACUUUCCACAAGGAAACGAGUACGAAUAUCCGCACGUACUGGAGGCUGGUCAGUUCUGUUUAGUCGCCAGAGGCGUCCGUCUGUCGCAACCAACGUUGAUGGAUUCAUUGGCCGCCGGUUGUAUUCCAGUGAUUAUGGCAGACAAUCUUAUUCUUCCUUUCAGUGACAUUCUUGACUGGGAUCUAAUCUCGAUAAGAAUCUACGAAAAUAGUCUUCACUCAAUUAUUGCGACUCUAAAAGCGGUAUCCAAAGAGAAAAUCGGAGAGCUGCGAGCUCACGGUGCAUACAUUUAUAAUCGCUAUUUCUCCUCGUUGGAGAAGAUUGUAUUGACGUCGCUUGACCAAUUGAAUGAUCGGAUAUUUCCACAUCUCAGCAAAACCUACAUGCAUUGGAAUGUAGCCAAAACGCAACGAUCCGCGCAAAAUCCGCUAUUUUUGCCUUUGAUUGCGCCGAAAUCUCAAGGCUUUACGGCUGUUAUUCUCACAUACGAUCGAAUCGAGAGUUUGUUCAUUCUGAUUCAAAAACUAGCCACCGUUCCUUCGCUGCAGAAGAUUUUAGUCAUUUGGAACAAUCAGAAAAAAUCCCCUCCUCAUCCGUCCCUGUUCCCAAAAAUCAGCAAACCUUUGAAAGUAAUUCAAACAGCAGCGAACAAAUUAUCGAAUCGAUUCUAUCCUUAUGAGGAAAUCGAAACCGAAGCCAUCCUGACGAUCGACGACGACAUCGUCAUGCUGACGGCCGACGAGUUGGACUUCGGCUACGAAGUGUGGCGCGAAUUUCCGGACCGAAUCGUUGGAUUCCCGUCGCGAACUCACGUCUGGGAUAAUGCCACCAACCGGUGGCGUUACGAGUCGGAAUGGACCAACCAAAUCUCGAUGGUUCUGACGGGAGCCGCCUUCCAUCACAAGUACUGGAGCUACAUGUACACCAACGCAAUGCCCGGCAACAUCAAGGAGUGGGUCGACGAGCACAUGAACUGCGAAGAUAUUGCGAUGAAUUUUCUGGUGGCCAACGUGACCAACAAACCGCCGAUCAAGGUGGCCCCGCGCAAGAAGUUCAAGUGUCCCGAGUGUACCAACAACGAGAUGCUUUCGGCCGAUCUGAACCACAUGAUGGAACGGUCGGCCUGUAUCAAUCGGUUUGCCGACAUUUACGGUACGAUGCCGCUGCAGACGGUGGAAUUCCGCGCCGAUCCGGUACUGUUUAAGGAUAACUUCCCGGAGAAGUUGAAACGGUUCAACGAUAUCGGUAGCUUGUAGGGUGUUUCCUCCUGGACAUCCUGCGAAUGCAUUUAUUAGUCAGUCGUAAAUUCUUUAGGUGUAGACUCUACUUGUUAGACAUAUCGCGGUAGGCAAAACAUUGUGUAUCUUAGUCAUAGAAUAAUAAA
Messenger RNA from Sabethes cyaneus, 2461 nucleotides. It is a transcript of the gene sotv, whose product is annotated as exostosin-2. Lineage: Eukaryota; Metazoa; Arthropoda; Insecta; Diptera; Culicidae. Gene Ontology annotation, molecular function: glycosyltransferase activity. Bases 81 to 2333 code for a protein of 750 amino acids. Gene Ontology annotation, cellular component: membrane. The record is from RefSeq and is a predicted model, not a curated record. The transcript is spliced from 2 exons.